Messenger RNA from Argiope bruennichi, 1393 nucleotides. RefSeq lists its product as uncharacterized. Bases 142 to 915 code for a protein of 257 amino acids. The transcript is spliced from 2 exons. NCBI's taxonomy places the organism in Eukaryota, Metazoa, Arthropoda, Arachnida, Araneae, Araneidae. The record is from RefSeq and is a predicted model, not a curated record.
GAAGAAACUGAGAAGUAUUCCCAAGUGCAGAAAAGAAAAAGGGUAGAUCUACAAGAGCCAUCAGAGUUUGUAUCGGUGCGGGGACGGGAACCAGCCGAGGCGCUUGCUGUGCGGCCUAAAAAAACAAGAAAAAGUGUAAGAAUGCAGCAUCAAGCAGAGCUUUUUGAUCCGGGAGAGCCAGAUGCAUCUUUAGAUCCUGCAGAACUUCAGAAACUUCUUGAAUAUGAAAAUGAAGAAGAGAAUAUCGAUCCUGGAGAACCAAAUUUUCCUGAUCCUAGAGAACUUUUGAAGGAUCUGAACUUUGGGGAAAUGAAAGCCGAUGAUCUGGAAGCAGAACCUGUUAGAGAUUCAGAAAUGGAGUCUGUUAGAGAGUUGGAAACUGAAGCUGCCGGGGAUCUGGAUACUGAAGCUGACGAGGAUCUGGAAACUGAAUCUGAUGGGGAUAUGUUAAGUCAGGUAUGUGAACCUCUUAUCCCUCCUGCGGCACAACGGCCAAAUCAAGAUGAAGUAAUUGAUAUAGAGUUAGACGAUGCUGAAGAAGAUGCACCGUGUGCAGGAGUUCCAAACGACGGAGGAGAUCGUCCGUUUAAUCGUAACGGAAGAUGUCGAGAUGGAGAAAUAGAUAUGGAAGAGGUAGAAAGAAAAAAAGAUGAAAAUUAUCCAAAAGAAAUGCAAGAAUUUAUCAUGUGGCUUUUCGGUGGGAUCCUGCUUUUCAUCAUCACGGGCAAUGUAUUGAAUGUUCUUUCUUACGUAUAUGACUGGAGAGGUCUUCGAACACACACUACCAUUAUUCCAGUGAUCUUCAAUGUGACUACUCCGAUGACUACUACCAUUUUCAAUGCAACUAGUUCAGAUUUUGAUGCGACUACCUCAAUGAAUGACUUGACAUUGAACAUGACUGAUAUGGACAUUUAGGUCUAUCAAUACGGUAACAUGAAGGUUUUAAUCAAUAAGAAGAUGCAACAAGGUUUUUACAAGGUGAUGAAGAUUUUAACAUGACAAUAUAGCUUUAAAUUUGACUGCAAAUACUCGAAAAGUUAACUCGAUAUUAAUUAUUAUAAAUUUCGUCUAUAUACUUGUGUUCCACCCUAAUUCUUACAUUAUCAAUAUUCACUUUCGAAUGUUCUUGAAGAUAUAAGCUUUUUAGUUCAUUAUUUGUCAUCCUUCAUUUCCUCCCCUCCUCCUGACCUGUUCUGAACAUCAAGAUAACCACUCCGCAGUGUAGCUAAAAAUAUAUGGUGAAAUAUUAGAUUUAAACGCGAUUCUUGACGAUGUAUAUUUUCCUAAGAAUCAAGAUUCUGAAUGUUAUAAAGAUUGUUGAAAAAUGUUUCUAAAAGCUAUUUACACUUUUUCUUAAUUUAAUUUCUGUGUUGUAUUUUAAUUUAUUGAACCA